This is a messenger RNA of Fraxinus pennsylvanica, 1452 nucleotides long. The record is from the annotation of a GenBank genome assembly. Lineage: Eukaryota; Viridiplantae; Streptophyta; Magnoliopsida; Lamiales; Oleaceae.
AUGUCCUCUGUCGCUGUCGUCGCCACCACCAUCUGUUUCGCUACAAUCUUCCCUCGGGCUUUCAUGGCUUCAAAAAGAACUGAACCAAUUACAUCCCGCCACGUGGUGGUCGUGCCUUACCCGGGAAGAGGACACGUCAACGCCAUGAUGAACCUCUGCAAAAUGCUCUCGGCGGCUUCACCAAACCACAACCUGAAACUUCUAAUCACCUUUGUAAUAACAGAAGAGUGGCUCGAACUCAUCGGCUCGGAAGAGAAGCCUCCCAACGUUAGCUUCGCUACAAUCCCGAAUGUCCUGCCAUCGGAGUUGGGUCGGGUAGCCGACAAGGUAGGCUUUGUGGGAGCUACCCAAACUAAAAUGGAGGAGCCUUUUGAGAAGCUUCUCGACCGGCUUCAGUCGCCAGUGCACAUCAUCGUUGCAGAUACUUUUUUGAAUUGGUCUAUUGAGGUCGGGAAUCGGAGAAAUAUUCCAGUGGCGUCGUACUGGACUAUGCCUUCGUCAGUGUUUUCGAGCUUUUACUACUUUGACCUCGUCGUUCAAAAUGGACAUUUCCCUUUCGAAUUAUCUGAAAGAGGAGAGGAACGUAUCGAUUACAUCCCGGGUAUUUCUUCAAUUCGCCUGGCAGAUCUUCCUUCACUAUACCGUGAGAAGGAUCAACGGCUUCUUCAUCUAGCGCUACAAGUUUUUCCCAAUGUGUCCAAGGCACAAUAUCUUUUGUUCACUUCUAUAUUUGAACUCGAGCCUCAAGUUAUAAAUGCUUUGAAACAGGAAUUUUUGUAUCCCAUUUAUUCUCUUGGGCCAAUGGUACCUUACUUCAAUCCCGAAAAGACUUCUCGUUACACAACAAGCCAAAAUGAUCCGCAGUACUUGCAAUGGCUAAGCUCUCAACCUCCAAAUUCGGUGUUGUAUGUAUCAUUGGGAAGUUUUCUUACUGUUUCGAGUGCCCAAAUGGACGAAAUUGCUGGUGGGUUGGAAGAAAGUGGAGUUAGGUACUUAUGGGUGGCCCGUGAGGAUACCGCGAGGUUUAAAGAGAAAUGCAACAGUCGAGGAAUGAUAAUACCUUGGUGUGAACAGUUGAAAGUGUUAUGCCAUUCUUCGGUUGGAGGAUUUUGGACUCACUGCGGGUGGAAUUCUACAAUGGAAGGAAUUUUUGCUGGGCAGCCUAUGCUUACUCUUCCUAUUCAAAUGGAUCAAACGACGAUCAGUAAGUUCAUUGUCGAGGACUGGAAAACAGGGUGGGAUGUGAAGACAGAGGCCGGAGGAGGAGAUUUAUUGAGACGGGAAGAAAUUGCUAAGCUCGUAAAGAGGUUUAUGGACCUUGAAAGCAAAGAGAGGAGAGAAAUGAUUCCCAGGGCGCGAGAACUCCAAGAAAUCUGCUAUCGAGCGAUUGCUGAAGGAGGAUCAUCUAAAAUGAAUCUUGAUGCUUUUCUUGACAAUAUUGCAGGACAUUGA